Molecule: messenger RNA, 900 nt
Organism: Westerdykella ornata
Lineage: Eukaryota; Fungi; Ascomycota; Dothideomycetes; Pleosporales; Sporormiaceae
Exons: 1
Coding region: 183-815 (210 amino acids)
Source: RefSeq, a predicted model, not a curated record
CCAUGGCUGAAGCUUGCUGUACAUGCGCCACACUCUUCCCCUCAACAUCUUCCGCGAACGAGAAGACUAGUAAUUCAACUCCGCUUGCUCGUCGGCUCGCCUGCUGCAGUCGUGCAGUCUGCAUCCAAUGUGUACACGAUAAUCCUCGGUUUGCGCAGUAUUGCGCCUUCUGCCAGGUCUCGAUGGUUCCGUCGCCGCUCCCUCAAGGUCUAAGAGACCCACCAAGCUACUCGCCACCUCGAAAUGACGAAGAAACGAACUCGGAAAUCCCGCUAGACGAAGAGCUUCCUCCGUACUCCGCACAUGCAUAUGUACAGGUUCCAAAUGAGAAGUCGAAGGUGGCGAGCGAGGAGGCGCCAGACGUCCUACACUUUGUGGAUCCCAACGACUCCAUCACAUCACUUUCAUUGCGAUAUGGAGUGCCAGCCCAUGCCCUGCGGAGUACCAAUAACCUUUACGCGGACCACCUACUCGCAGCGCGUAGGACGGUGCUGAUUCCGGGAGCCUACUACAAAGGCGGAGUGAGCUUGAGCCCGCGACCCGUCGAAGGCGAAGAGGAAGAGAUUAGGAAGGGCAAGGUGCGCAGAUUCAUGACUGGCUGCAAGGUUGCCGAGUACGACGUGGCGCUACUGUAUCUUCAGCAAGCCGACUACGACCUAGACAGUGCGCUCGCUGCAUACAGGGAAGACGAGAGAUGGGAGAAGGACCACCCAUUGGAGGCUGCGAAGAAGGGUAAGUCGAAGUCGGGCCCAUGGGGACUCCGCAAGUGGACUUUGGGCGGCACUGCGGGCGGCUUGACCGGCCAGCUUUCGUGAACAUCUACUCCGUAGUGUUGUCGGUAUUCGAGCGGGCCGUGGGCGCUUACUAUCAGUACGUUCAGGUAGACUGGGUUUUAGCCAU